Diceros bicornis minor is the source of this 1676-nucleotide messenger RNA. It is a transcript of the gene IDO2, whose product is annotated as indoleamine 2,3-dioxygenase 2. Gene Ontology annotation, molecular function: indoleamine 2,3-dioxygenase activity; metal ion binding; L-tryptophan 2,3-dioxygenase activity. NCBI's taxonomy places the organism in Eukaryota, Metazoa, Chordata, Mammalia, Perissodactyla, Rhinocerotidae. The record is from RefSeq and is a predicted model, not a curated record. Gene Ontology annotation, biological process: 'de novo' NAD+ biosynthetic process from L-tryptophan. The transcript is spliced from 10 exons. Gene Ontology annotation, cellular component: cytoplasm. Bases 13 to 1236 code for a protein of 407 amino acids.
UCAGACAAAUUCAUGGAGCCUCAAAGUCAGAAUUUGAAGACAACACCAUCAUUGUCUUUAGGACGAUUUCACAUUUCUGAAGAUUAUGGCUUUCUUCUUCCAAACCCUCUGAAAGAACUUCCGGAUCAUUAUAGGCCUUGGAUGGAAAUAGCCAACAAACUUCCUCACUUGAUUGAAAGUCACCAGCUUCGAGCUCAAGUUAACAAGAUGCCCCUCCUGAGCUGCCAGUUCCUCAAGAGCCACCGGGAACGGCGACUGGCCCACUUGGUCUUGAGCUUUAUUUCCACGGGCUAUAUCUGGCAGGAAGGAGAGACAAAGCCCGAAGAGGUUCUGCCGAGAAAUCUUGCCAUUCCCUUUGUUGAAGUCUCCAGGAACUUGGGGCUCCCUCCUAUCCUGGUCCACUCAGACUUCGUGCUGACAAAUUGGACCAUGAGGAAUCCAGAAGGACCCAUGGAUAUCGGGAACUUGGAUACCAUCAUCUCACUUCCUGGGGGAGAAAGCCUGCGUGGUUUUAUACUGGUGACUGUUUUGGUGGAGAAAGCAGCAGUACCUGGGAUUAAGGCACUUGUUCAGGCAGUGAAUGCCAUCAUGCAGCCCAGCCAGGACUCCCUGCUUCAAGCUCUGCAGCACCUGAGACUCUGCAUUCAGGACAUCACCAGAACCUUAGGACGAAUGCAUGAUCACGUAGAUCCAGACGUAUUUUAUACAGUCAUCCGGGUCUUUCUCUAUGGAUGGAAAGAUAACCCAGCAAUGCCUGCAGGGUUGACAUACGAAGGAGUCUCCAAAAAGCCCCUGAAAUACUCUGGAGGGAGCGCAGCUCAGAGCACAGUGCUUCAUGCCUUUGAUGAGUUCUUAGGCAUUCGUCAUAGCGAGGAAAGUGCUGAUUUUCUACACAGCAUGAGGGACUACAUGCCUCCUUCCCAUAAGGCCUUCAUAGAAGAAAUCCGCUCAGCUCCUCCCCUGAGGGACUAUGUCCUGUCCUCUGGAAAUAGCCAACUUCUGACAGCCUAUAACCAGUGUACGGAGGUGCUGGCAGAGCUGCGCAGCUAUCACAUCACCAUAGUGGCCAAAUACCUCAUCACAGCUGCAGCCAAAGCAAAGAGCAGGAGACCAAGCCAUCUCCCAGGGCCCCCCCAGGCCUCAGAACAGAGGGGCACGGGUGGAACUUCAGUGCUGAGGUUCCUGAAGAGCGUCAGGGAUAAAACGUUAGAGGCCAUCCUCCACCAGCGUGGUUAAGAGACUGUGCUCUCCCCAGCAAGGCAAAACCAGCAAACGCAUUUCCGCUCACCCUCUGCCCCACUGGAGGGCAGGUGGGCCUGGAGAAUGAGGGUCUGAGUUCUGUCUGGAAUCGUCUGAAAGAGACCGCAGCCCUGUUCACGUUCAUGCUCUGUAGAACACCAUCUUCUCCUUUGUUGAGAGCUAUUAGUCUUCACAGAGAAUUUUCAUGGCCAGAAACUUUCCUUUCCCUGCCUGAUUGUUGGUUAAUAGCAAAGAGCUUUGGGCACGCUCCCUUUCAGAACCCCACAGAGCAGCGAGUGUACCCCUAUUCUCUUUACAAAGGGAUAGAAAAGCACUCUAAGUUUCAAGAACCAAAUAAAAUUGCUUGUGGACAGAUCACUUUGUUGAUUUCUUGAAAAAGCAACCUAAAUAUUCAUGCAUUCAUUCAUUCACUUAAC